This is a messenger RNA of Pygoscelis adeliae (Adelie penguin), 763 nucleotides long. Its product is annotated as beta-crystallin B3-like. Gene Ontology annotation, biological process: visual perception; lens development in camera-type eye. Gene Ontology annotation, molecular function: structural constituent of eye lens. The record is from RefSeq and is a predicted model, not a curated record. Lineage: Eukaryota; Metazoa; Chordata; Aves; Sphenisciformes; Spheniscidae.
GGCACAAUGACUGAGCAGCAAAGUCCCCCCGAGCAGAUGGCGACUGGGGAGGGUGCUGGUGAGCGAGGUGGCAAUUACAAGAUCACGAUCUACGAGCUGGAGAAUUUCCAGGGGAAGAAGUGCGAGCUGACGGAGGAGCUCCCCAGCAUCACUGAGAAAGAGCUGGAGAAGGUGGGCUCCAUCCAGGUGGAGUCUGGCCCGUGGCUGGGCUUCGAGCGGCAAGCCUUCGCUGGGGAGCAGUUUGUGCUGGAGAAGGGGGACUACCCACGCUGGUGCCCCCCCAGCCACAACAGCGACAGCCUGAUGUCCAUCCGUCCCCUCCAGAUCGACAGCCCCGACCACAAGAUCCACCUCUUCGAGAACGCAGGCUACACGGGGCGAAAGAUGGAAAUCGUGGACGAUGACGUCCCCAGCCUCUGGGCCCAUGGCUUCCAGGACCGUGUGGCCAGCGUCAGGGCCCUGAAUGGAACGUGGGUGGGCUACGAGUACCCCGGGUACCGGGGCCGCCAGCACGUCUUCGAGAAGGGCGAGUACCGCCACUGGAACGAGUGGGACGCCAACCAGCCCCUCAUCCAGUCCGUGCGCCGCGUGCGGGACCAGCAGUGGCACCAGCGGGGCUGCUUCGAGAACAGCUGAGGGAUGCCCCAGCCGCACGCUGCCCCCACUGCCGCUCGUGCCGGGGGCUGGCUCACGUGAUGCCGCCGGCUGAUGCCGUGACCUUGGUGUUUUUUUGUGUAAUAAACCUCAAUAAAGCUCUGAGCUG